This is a messenger RNA of Seriola dumerili (greater amberjack), 2579 nucleotides long. RefSeq names its product selectin E (gene sele). The coding region runs from base 107 to 2032 and encodes 641 amino acids. Gene Ontology annotation, cellular component: membrane. The transcript is spliced from 12 exons. The record is from RefSeq and is a predicted model, not a curated record. Gene Ontology annotation, biological process: cell adhesion. NCBI's taxonomy places the organism in Eukaryota, Metazoa, Chordata, Actinopteri, Carangiformes, Carangidae.
UGUUUAAAAGGAGGUGCCUCAGCGCAUCAAACUUCACAAUCAUCUCAACCUCAGAUAAGCUGCGACGAAAUAAAUUCCAAGUCUUCUAUUACACACACCACUUAAAAUGGAGAUCUGCUUUGGAUUACUUCAGACCCGUGGAUCUAAGAUCUCUUCCUCAUGGAUCAGCUUGACCCUUCUUUGCUCAAUGAUGUGCAUGUGGACUUGUGUAGAGAGCUGGUCUUACUACUACUCUAACACCACCAUGAAUUGGAAACAAGCAAGAGCCUGGUGCAGGGAGCACUACACAGACAUGGUGGCCAUCCAGAACCAGGAGGAGAUUGGGCAUCUCAACAGCUGGCUUCCCAGGCAACCCACCUACUACUGGAUUGGGAUCCGCAAGGUCGAUAAUGUCUGGACCUGGGUCGGCACCAACAAGGCUCUGACAGCAGAAGCAACCAACUGGGCAAAGGGUGAACCAAACAAUGGCAAGAAUGGAGAUAAGAUGGGGGUUAAUGAGGAUUGUGUGGAGAUGUACAUUAAAAGGGAAAAACAGCCUGGCAAGUGGAAUGAUGAGAGGUGCGAGAAGAACAAGACGGCUCUGUGCUACACAGCUGCCUGUAAGAAUGACUCAUGCGUCUAUGGAGAAUGUGUCGAAACCAUUAACAGCCACGAGUGUGCUUGUUUUGAAGGCUUUUAUGGAGAGAGGUGUGAGCAAGUUAUUAAAUGUGACAAAGAGGAGGUGACUGUCCCAUAUAAAGGAAGUGUAACUUGCACUCAUCAGUAUGGGAAAUUUUCCUACAACUCCUCUUGCGAGUAUUCCUGUGAGAAAGGAUAUGAGCUGAGUGUGCCAACACCCCUGACAUGCACUGCCUCCAAAAUGUGGUCAGCGCAGCCUCCUACAUGUGAACUGGUUCAGUGUCCAGAGUUGUCUCGUCCAGCAAGAGGAUCCAUGAAUUGCUCCAAUCCUCUGGGUUCCUCCAGCUACCAGUCCACCUGUGUAUUUACCUGUGAUGAAGGCUUUGUGCAAACUGGUUCCACAUCUAACACUCUGCAAUGUGAAGCAUCAGGAAGCUGGAAUGCCUCACAGCCAUCUUGUGUUGCUGUCCAGUGCACAGCUAUCGAGGAGCUAGAGAAUGGCUCUGUCAACUGUGGAGAUGCAGAUGUGAGGUUCAUUUACGGAAACACCUGCAGCUUCAGCUGUGCCCCCGGCUACCACCUGGUGGGAGAGAGCAUGUUGAUGUGCACAUCAGCAGCUGAGUGGAGUGAGAGAAUGCCACGCUGUGAAGCCAUCACAUGCCAGAAUCCAGAGGGAGACAUUCACCUUAACUCCAUGUGCAACGCAUCUUCUACUGAACUGAAGCCUGGCUCCACCUGCAGCUUCAGCUGUAAAGCAGGCUUUGAACUGCAGGGAGUGCAGACUAUUCAGUGCUCUGAGGACGGACAAUGGAGUAAAGCCAUACCUACCUGCAAAGCAAUAGAAUGUCCUGCACCUGAGAUUCCAACAAAUGGCCACAUCAGCUGUAGCGCUACCCUGUCUUCACCUGUGUCCACCGAGACCCCCCAUCCACUUGGUAUUUUCUGCACUUUUAGCUGUGAUGAAGGCCAUGAACUUGAAGGUGCACUCAGCAUGGAGUGUGGACAUUCAGGCCAGUGGAACUCCACACCACCCACCUGCAAAGUUGUAAGUUGCCCGUUGCUCGAGGCCCCUGAAAAUGGUCAAAUCAACUGCUCAGACAAAGACCAAGAGUACAACUCUCAGUGCUCCUUCACAUGCAGUCAAGAUUACUCCUUAGAUGGACAUGAGCUGCUGACCUGUGAUCGUCAUGGCAAUUGGACCGGACAGAGACCCACCUGCCAAGCUUCCCCAUCUCAGGUUACUGCCAUCGUCUCUGGUGUGGCCACAGGAGGCGCUCUGUUAUCUGGUCUGUCUGUUGCCAUGUGGGUCCUGAAACGACUUAAGAAGAAAGCAACCAAGUUUGAGCUGAACAGCAACUCCGACAUAGAGGCUCCUCCACAGUUCUACAAAAAUAGCACUGACAGCCUCAUAUAGAACACAGUCAUAAUCCUCACAGGCAGCUAAGAACAACUAUAUAGGCCUAUAUCUUUAACAUAACUGCAUGUGUGUCACCAGACAUGGUAACGUGAACAAUAUGAAUCAUUUUGAACAGUGUAAAGCCUGUUAACAGUAAAACCCAGCAUGUCAGAGAUGUCAAUAAUGAGAGGAAAUGUUUUCUUUUAGAUCUUUGCAUUUAAUGGUAUUAUCAUGUUUUUGUUUUAUGCAAUUUUUAAAACGAUCAUUUAUUCGCUCUGUAAUGGUGUUCAAACAUGUAUUUCCUCCCAAAGGGAGUUUUAUAUUGAACAUAUUGUUCAACCCCUUCAUGAAAAUGCUGGAAAGGUGCAUGGCUCUGUCCAUGUUAUUGUAAAUGCUGCAUAACAUUGUGGGCGGAUUGUCAUGCUAUUGCAGAACUGUGAAUAAUUUCUGUAUUUAUGGGCUAUUUUUAUUUAAUAGGUAGUUAAUGCAUUUGAAAUUGAUAUUGAUAUUUCUGUAUGUUUAAAGCAGUGCUGACUUUUAUUCAUAAUAAAAUUUCAAACCAUCA